Molecule: messenger RNA, 893 nt
Organism: Theobroma umbraticum
Lineage: Eukaryota; Viridiplantae; Streptophyta; Magnoliopsida; Malvales; Malvaceae
Product: Ribosomal protein L6 family
Biological process (GO): translation
Cellular component (GO): ribosome
Molecular function (GO): rRNA binding; structural constituent of ribosome
Source: RefSeq, a predicted model, not a curated record
CUCGAUAACAGUUGAAAAGAAGAGUAACGAACCAACAAUCGUUUUGGAUAGGCCGAAGCUGAUGCUAAAGGAACUCUCCAGGAAAUGGCUUCUUCAAUUAUAUCUUCCCAAACCAGCAAUUUGAGUUCUGCAUUUUUGGGAGAGAGAAAUGCAAUCUGUGUUUCUAGCAUUCCUGUUACUCGUGUUAGUUUCGUGAGGAAGGCUGUAGAAUGUAAGGAGUCAAGAAUAGGGAAGCAGCCAAUACAAGUGCCAUCCAAUGUGACAAUUACAUUGGAGGGUCAAGAUGUAAAAGUAAAGGGUCCUUUGGGAGAACUUGCAUUGACUUAUCCACGAGAAGUAAAGGUUGAUAGGGAGGAAUCUGGGAUUCUGAGGGUCAGAAAGGCAGUAGAGACUAGGAGAGCUAACCAAAUGCAUGGGCUUUUCAGGACUCUUACUGACAACAUGGUGGUGGGAGUAUCAAAGGGUUUUGAAAAGAGACUUCAACUAGUUGGAGUUGGAUACCGUGCAAUGUUAGAAGGAAAAGACCUGGUGCUGAGUCUUGGCUUUUCCCAUCCAGUCAGGAUGGCAAUCCCAGAAGGCAUUAAAGUGAAGGUGGAAGAAAACACCAGAAUCGUUGUAAGUGGAUACGACAAAAGUGCCAUUGGUCAAUUUGCUGCUUCUGUUAGAAAAUGGAGACCUCCGGAGCCAUAUAAAGGAAAGGGUGUGAAAUAUGCUGAUGAGGUUAUCAGAAGAAAGGAGGGAAAAGCAGGGAAGAAGAAGUAAUGUUGUUGUAUCUUGUUUUCUCAUUUAUCCUAUCAUUUUGUGCUUGUUUAUGAAUCUGUAAUGAAAUGUACUCGUCUUGCUGCUCAAGCAAUUUCUCACAAUGAAUGAAUAGUUGAUUCUUUUUUCCCCAU